AGGUUGGCAGCAAAACAAAACAAGAAUUCUUGAAGCGAAAAUCGAACCAAAUUUGUAAACCUCUCAAUUUUUUCCUUUUUUAAGUACAUAAAUAGAAGACGUGAGGACUUAAUAGCAUAGCUCACAACUCAAGCUUUUAAUUCCAAUAAUUUUGCAAUAAUAAGUGGCAUGUGAAGUUUUUGUAUAUUCAGUGCAAUCAUAAACCAAACGUCGCAGACUCUGCUGGAUUUCUCAAGUACAUACAAAACACAAUUUAAGACGAUGGAUCCAUACACGCCAGUCUUGCUGGACCCAAAACUGACUCCGUCUCGUAUUUUCGUAAAGAACCUGCCAACCACAGGCUUGAGCCGGCUGGAACUUCACGAACAUUUUUCUCAAUUCGGAAAGGUUCUGGGAAUAAACUACCAAUCCGACUUUGCGUUCAUCCAGUUCGACUCGCCAUCGCAGGCCGACCACGCCGUCCGAGCGCAGCACAUGACUUACUACAAAGGCCAGGUCAUCAAGGUGUUCAAGGCUCGUCAGCCUGAUGAACGCAGACUGCCCCGGGAACUGCAGAUGCAGAAUAGAAGCCCAGAGCCUCCCCACAGAGGAUACGAAAGGGAAUCUGCGGGGCCUCCACUUUCGUCCGGACCCGCAAUAAAUAUGAAACUGGCUUGCAGCGAAAACGAGAGAGCCAACGACUGCGAAAUUAUUGUGCACGACCGCAGCCAAAGGGCGUACGCAGAGAUGAUCGAGCGGAAUCUGAAGAAGAUGGGCCUUGCGGUUGACUUGCUUUUCCCCAACGAAACCAUUCCGAUCCUCACCUUGCUGAGCACAAUUGCAUCCAGAGGAACUCUCUAUGCCAUUAGUGUAAGUCCUCAACAUGAGUUGAAAGCAAGUAUGACGCUGAACAUUUUGCAUGGGGAAGAUCCCGAGGAGCACCGAAACAUGCCCAUCGACAAGGCCAUUGCUAUGGUUGGUCGAGACUUUGAGCGCUACGUGGCUUCUGGAGGAAAAAGACAGGGCGAAGUGACCACGGCCAGCGGCCUUCCCGAGGGCAUUGAAAACAUGCUGAAUCUUUUGGCACAGAGCAAACCACUCACCGUCAUGCAAUACGAAGCCCUCAUUAAGUUCCUCGCGCUAAAGAGGGAAGUCCAAGUCAAACUCGAGCUUGGAAACACUCAAACUAUCGAGUCCAAACCAGUUUCUCUUGGUGUCAGUGCGCCCUCAGCAGGUGAAUCUCAAGCGGAGCAGUUGCAGAAGAGAAUCAUGAGCAUUAUGGAGCAAAAGUUGGGCAAGACGGAACCUCCGAAACCUGCCGCGCCUAUCAUGGACGAUCCAAAAGUGCAAAAAGCUCUGUCGAGUCUCUUCUCUGGAAGUUUGUUUUGAGUUAAUUAAACUUAUUUAUCUCAAAAAAAUUAAAUAUUUCUUAUCAAAUU
Messenger RNA from Neocloeon triangulifer, 1418 nucleotides. Its product is annotated as nuclear receptor coactivator 5-like. NCBI's taxonomy places the organism in Eukaryota, Metazoa, Arthropoda, Insecta, Ephemeroptera, Baetidae. The transcript is spliced from 5 exons. The record is from RefSeq and is a predicted model, not a curated record. The coding region runs from base 262 to 1368 and encodes 368 amino acids. Gene Ontology annotation, molecular function: RNA binding.